GAAAGGGACAGAGGGAAAGGACGGAGGGGGAGGGACGGAGGAAGGAAGUAGGUAGAAGGAGGGACUGAGGGAGGGACCCGGACACAGCCCCAGCCUCCCAGCCCGAGUCCCGCCCAGGUGGGUGGGUCAGGAAGAAGGGACCCGGGCUUCACCCAGGUGGGUGGGUCCGGGACAAGGAGGCGGGCGGCGGGGGAGGAAGGCCCAGGCGCCGCCCACACAUCCUUCCACAAGUGCCGCCGCAUCCGCCCGAGCCCCUCUAAGCCCCUCCAAGCCCCGCCGAGCCCCGGCAGUCCAGAACCCGGUGGAGCCAUGGCAACUCCCUCUGCAGCCUUCGAGGCUCUCAUGAAUGGGGUGACAAGCUGGAAUAUCCCAAAAGAUCCUGUGCCCUGUGAAUUGUUGCUGAUUGGAGAAGCCGCCUUCCCGGUGAUGGUGAAUGAUAAGGGACAGGUCCUCAUCGCUGCUUCCUCCUAUGGCCAGGGCCGCCUGGUGGUGGUGUCUCAUGAGGGCUACCUUAUGGACACUGGAUUGGCUUCAUUUCUUCUCAACGCGGUGCACUGGCUCUGCCCCACCCCUGGGGCUCCCAUUGACGUGCACCCAUCCCUGACACCCCUAGUAGGCAUCCUUCAGGAAUCUGGUGUCAAGGCACAGGCUGGGGAAGAACCAGGAGAGUCCUUGGGGGUUUACUGCAUCAACGCCUACAAUGACACCAUGGCGGAGCGCCUGGUCCAGUUUGUGAAGCGUGGAGGGGGCUUGCUCAUCGGGGGCCAAGCCUGGUAUUGGGCCAGUCAGCAUGGCCGUGACAAGGUGCUGUCUGAGUUCCCUGGAAACCAGGUGACAAGUGUGGCUGGGGUGUACUUCACUGAUACCUAUGGGGACAAAGGCCGGUUCAAGGUCUCAAAGAAGGUGCCCAAGAUCCCACUUCAAGUCAGGUGUGGGGAGGACCUCAGUCGGGAUCAGCAGCAGCUCCUGGACGGGGUCUCGGAGCUGGACAUCCAGACUGGAGGAAUCCCCUCGCAGCUGCUUGUGCAUGGGGCGCUGGCCUUCCCCCUCGGGCUGGACACCAACCUCGGCUGCUUCCUGGCCGCCGCCCGCUAUGGCCGUGGCCGAGUGGUGCUGGCUGCCCACGAGGGCUUGCUGUGUUCUCCCAAGAUGAGGGCCUUUCUGCUCAACGCUGUGCGCUGGCUGGCCAGAAACCGGGCAGGCAAAGUUGGGGUGAACACGGAUCUGAAAAGCCUGUGUCCCCUGCUCUCGGCAGGGGGCCUGGCCUGCAGCCUGGAGCCUCAGGUGACCAGGGACCUGUGUGUCUACUGCUGUAAGGCGUACAGUGGCCAGGAGGCCCGGGAGCUUCAGGAGUUUGUGGCCGAGGGUGGGGGGCUGCUGAUUGGGGCCCAAGCCUGGUGGUGGGCUUCCCAGCACCCGGGCCAGUCCGCUUUGGCCAGCUUCCCUGGGAACCUCAUCCUCAACCCCCUCGGCCUCAGCAUCCUGGCCCAGACCCUCAAUCCAGGCCGUUUCCCAACACCCACACCUGAGAUGAAGAACUACCACUUCCGCAGGGCCCUGUCCACCUUCCAGGAGGCCUUGACCAUGGAGAAGAACUGGCUGACCAGGCUGGGCAUGGAUGGUGCCGCUUUCCUGCAGAUUCCUGCCGAGGGUGUUCCCGUCUAUGCCUCCCUGCACCGACUGCUCAGAAAGACACUGCGCCAGGCCGGCCUCCCAGUCGUGAGCCGGGACAACCCUGUGGCCAGUGACUCCCGUGAGGCUGCACUGCUCUGCCUGGCCACAGAGCUGGCCCGCUCGGGCACCGACUGCUCCCAGCUGGCCCAGGGGCUCGGAACUGGCACCUGCCCCUCCACCCUGCACCUCUUUGAGCACCCCAUUACAGUGGAGAUUGAUGGGAACAACCCAGGCAGCAGUGAUUCCUGGGUAAGCACAGGGCUCUACCUCCCAGAAGGGCAGAGUGCAGAAGUCUCUCUGUCGGAAGCCGCCACCUCUGCUGGCCUGAAGGUACAGCUGGGCUGUCACACAGAUGACCUGAGCAAGGCCAGCAAGCUGUGCCGAGCACCCGUGGUGACCCACCAGUGCUGCAUGGACCAGCCCCAGCGUUCAGUCUCCUGCCUCUGGGGGGGCCUGCUCUACAUCAUCGUGCCCAAGGGCAGCACUUUGGGCCCCAUGCCCAUCACCUUCAGGAGGGCUGUGCCAGCCCCCUACUACAGGCUGGGUCAGACAUCACAGGAGGAGUGGAGGAGGGUCAUCCAGGAGAGCCCGGCACCCUGGGGGGAGCUGGCGACGGACAACAUCAUCCUGACGAUGCCGACCGCUAACCUGCGCUCCCUGAACGACCCAGAGCCCCUGCUGCGCCUCUGGGACAAGAUGAUGGCAGCUGUGGCCAGGCUGGGCGCCCAGCCCUUCCCCUUCCACCGCCCUGAGAGAAUCGUAGCCGACGUGCAGAUUUCAGCGGGCUGGAUGCAUUCAGGGUACCCCAUCAUGUGCCACCUGGAGUCGGUGCUGGAGCUCACCAAUGAGGCAGGCAUGAGGAGCGAGGGCCUGUGGGGACCCAUCCAUGAGCUGGGCCACAACCAGCAGCGGUCUGGGUGGGAGUUUCCCCCGCAUACCACCGAGGCCACCUGCAAUCUGUGGUCAGUCUACGUGAAUGAGACAGUUCUGGGCAUCCCCAGGGCCCAGGCCCACCCUGCACUGAAGCCUCCAGAAAGGGAGAAGAGGAUCAAGACACACUUGGGCAAGGGAGCCCCCCUGAGCAACUGGAGUGUGUGGACAGCCCUGGAGACAUACCUUCAGCUCCAGGAAGCCUUUGGGUGGGAGCCCUUCAUCCAGCUCUUUGCUGAGUACCAGACCUUCUCUGGCCUGCCUGGAGACAACGCCAGCAAGAUGAACUUGUGGGUAAAGAAGUUCUCUGAAAAAGUGCAGAAGAACCUCGUGCCUUUCUUCAAGGCCUGGGGCUGGCCUGUGCAGAAGGAAGUGGCUGACAGCCUGGCCAGCCUGCCCGAGUGGCAGGGAAACCCCAUGAGAGUGGAUGCCCUUUCCCAAAAGUGAAGAAUGUGUAGCCAGCAGGGCCCAGGGUGGGGAAAGGGGGUCAGUGCUCCAACUUCACCACCAUUUCUGUGGCCUUGUUCCCCAAGUGCCUUGAACCUGAAUUCUACUUCCCAGUCCACCUUCAGGAAGGCAGUGAAGGUCAUAGGACAGAAUAGAACCACCUUUCUCAGGAGCUUCCCUCACACCUCUGUAUGCUAUUUCUCUGCAUAUAGGACUGCUCUCCCCCAUAAGAGUCUCUCUAGACCCUGUAGCAGCCCAGCUCCAAGAGACACCAAGACUCCAGAGACUCAGUUCACUGUCCUGACCUCUUGUGGAGGGAAUUUCAUCCUGCGAACUCUUGGCUUUUAUUUUAAACCAUUGGUGCCAAAGACCAUGGAUCUCAACUGGAAUAACUUUACCAUAAUAAUCUUUUAUCCCUCCUUCAUCUAUUGGCCCUAAGCAAGGGUUUUUGUUUCUUAUGCUUUGAGGAGUUUUCUAAGAGCUUGAGGGACAGGCUGAUGCAGUGGAAAGAGCCCCGAGCCGGUUGUGGGAGCCUGGGACAUCACUUAACCGCUCUGUGUUUCCGCGUUCUUAUCCAUAACAUGCAAUAAAAACCUCUGCCUCCA
Messenger RNA from Loxodonta africana (African savanna elephant), 3656 nucleotides. RefSeq names its product TRPM8 channel associated factor 2 (gene TCAF2). Gene Ontology annotation, biological process: negative regulation of anion channel activity; positive regulation of protein targeting to membrane. The record is from RefSeq and is a predicted model, not a curated record. Bases 310 to 3051 code for a protein of 913 amino acids. Gene Ontology annotation, cellular component: plasma membrane. The transcript is spliced from 8 exons. Gene Ontology annotation, molecular function: transmembrane transporter binding. NCBI's taxonomy places the organism in Eukaryota, Metazoa, Chordata, Mammalia, Proboscidea, Elephantidae.